This is a messenger RNA of Alternaria rosae, 1128 nucleotides long. RefSeq lists its product as uncharacterized. The record is from RefSeq and is a predicted model, not a curated record. Bases 181 to 951 code for a protein of 256 amino acids. The transcript has a single exon. Lineage: Eukaryota; Fungi; Ascomycota; Dothideomycetes; Pleosporales; Pleosporaceae.
UCCCAGCUGCACGGUGAGAGGAAGGCGCAAGGCGUGACUGAACGUAACUUCGUUACACUCUGAGCGAGCACCCAAACAAGCAAAUGAACAUCCAGGUCUUCACUGCAACCAAAUCCAAUCUCGUCGCCGCAGCUACACUAACCCCACGCGCGACUACCACGGUUCCGAACAUAGCUCGGUAUGAGGCGUCAGAGCAGCAUCUUCCGCGCCAAGCGACUGUCGAAGGCCUUUACAUCGACACUGACUGGCGUCUUCGAAAAGGCCGAUUCGAGAAAAGGCACCGCGACCACAGCGCAUCAUCUCCUCUCACCGAUAGCCGAACGACACUCAAAGGACAGCUCUAGGUCAGGAGGCGUACAGGAAGAUUUCGACUCCGCGAUCCCAGCGGAAGCGCCCACCGAGUAUUAUAUAAUACAGGAGAACAAGUACCCUGCUCUACGGGCCUUGCGGAGCGAUGCAGAGAUUGGGGACGGAAUAUGGAGAUGCUGCCACUGUCGUCAUGAGAACAUCGUUACGCACUACAAAGGCGCAUUUCCUUUCAAACAUCUGGUAUGCAGUCGCUGCAACGAGAUACUGUGUCCUCAGUGUCACUCAUCCGAGAUCCUAUCACCUCUACCGUACGGCAUGAUUCAAGCACCACGGCCACGCCUUGAUCGCGAAGUCCGUUAUUUCCACAUCUGCACUACCUGCGGACUGAGCCAUCGCGCGGAGAUGGAAAGUACGACCCUGGACUUUUACGGUGUCAAGUGUGCGGCUUGCGGGAGCACUUCAUAUGGUGACUGGCCACGCUACCAUAUCGGUAACAACGAGCCGUAUAGACGAGAUCCGGAUGCGAGCUUUGUCAAACUCAUCGACGCAAGAGCUGAUGAUGCGACGAGGCUUACUUUUCGCUGGAUCAUUGCAAACGAAGAGGGGCCAUCAUCGGGACUGAGUUGCAGGAAUCCAGGAUGAUGUUCACGACCGCCUGAAUAGCGUUGGAGGAAGCGGGGAUUCUAUCACGUCAACGCCUGCCUUCGUGAGCUUCGAUUCAAAUCAUUGUCAUACGGAUAAGACAGCAAUGCGUUGAGAGACAUGCAGGCUAGUGUUAACUCUAUCUACUGAUACUGUCUCAAGUAAGUCCUCUUACUA